AUGCAGCAGAACGCAAGAAAGGAUCAAAAUGAUUGCGCGGUUAGACUUGCCUUGUCUGUGCGUGAACAGCAGCAGUUGUGGAGAAAUGGAGCAUUAAAUAAGUCUCGAGGCCAUGCAACAGCUCAUGAAAAACAGCAGGAACGAGAACGACAAGAGAUGGGCUUUGAUCGCGUCUUUCAGGAAGCCUUUCGUGAUAAACAAGGAGAUAAAGGAGGGGAUGAAAUAGAGUUAGGCAGUAUAGCUGAUAGAGAUGCGUUUUCGUUAGCACCGGCGUCGUCGCUGAACUCAAUGGGUGAUGACAACAGUGGAAAGAUGCAGGAAAUGAAGACAAAAAGAAAAGAGAAACGAAAACCUUUAGUUGAGGAGGAAGAGGAAAGAGAACGGGAGGUGUGGGGUUUUGCCUCAAAAGGAAAUGGUGCAUUAAUUCUUGAUGACUUUGAUGAUGCUCUGUCUGGAAGCCACCAAUUGGAUUCUUGCGGUCUUGGUGUGGCUACAAAGGCAGCGGAGUUUGAGAGAUGGAAAGCUGAGGACGCUCAACAUGUUGUUAGUGAUAACUUUGUGCGACUCAACAUGCGCAAGCGGUUUAGAGGAAGUUCUGGACGUGCGAAGAAGCGACCAGCGUAUCUGCGAGCGAGACAUGAACACCCGCUGGAUGAAGCCACUGGUGACAUUUCCACAGGUCUCGCUCCCCUUGUUGAUGCGAACGGCAGUCAGCAGCGUAAACAAGAUAAGCCACUGCUAACCGAUGACGGAGGAGACUUUAUCGAGAAAUGCAUUGAGGCAUUGGCCGAAGCUGAAAAAGUUCGUAGUCCUUUGGCUGCUGACACGUCGGAGCCAACAAAUUUAGAGCGGGAAACACAGUCUAUGGAACCGCCAAGAUGCCACCAUGCGCUUGUUUGUCGGAGUUUGGAGGUCAAGAAAAGAAACAAAAAUUACGGUCGAAAGUUUUUUGCGUGCCCGUUGGCGUUUGAUGAAGGCCGCUGCAAUUUCUUUCUUUGGGAAGAUGACCACGUUCCUCUCGCACUACAGACACUUUUCACUGCUCCGUCUUUGACUAGUGCCGUGGCAUCUGCGAUAGAAGCAGAAGCUAUCGAGUGUGUGCCUCUGGACAUCGAGGCGCCUGUAGAAGAGCAGCAAGAUGCAAUGCUCGCUAACUUGCGACUUGUGUUUGGUCACGCUAAUUUUCGCCCUGGACAGCAAUGGGCCAUCUCGAGGGUGCUUCAUCGCCAAGAUACACUUCUCGUGUUGCCCACGGGUGCUGGCAAAUCGCUAUGCUAUCAGUUCCCAGCACUGUUUUUACCUGGAAUUACGCUCGUUGUUUCACCCCUUAUUUCGCUGAUGAACGACCAGUACGAGAGUCUUCCAGCACCUUUGAAGGCUCGUGCUGUGUGUCUUUCUGGAUCCUCUGGCUCCGCUUCCGCCUUGUCGAAAGCAAAGCAUGCAGCAUUUGUACGUGACUUGCUGGCACAUAAGCUUUCACUUGUCUUUUUGUCACCAGAAAAGGCACUGGGCGCAGGAAUGCAGGCUCUUCUUGCGAUGCCGUGCGUUCGAGCGCGACUGGCACUAGUGUGUGUUGAUGAGGCGCAUUGUAUAUCUGAGUGGUCUCAUCAUUUUCGUCCAAGUUAUCUGCGGCUUGCAGAGGUUUUCCGUCAUGCGCAGUGCGUUCUAUGUGUGACCGCCACAGCUUCACGACGUGUUGUGCAUGACGUGCUGCACCAACUACGUUCACGCUGUCAAGUUCAAGCUGCUGCCAACAAGGUUUGUGAGAACGAAAGUAACAUGGUGUUGCAAAUGCCGUGGCAACGGAGCAACUUGGCGCUUGAGGUCCGAUUGCGACAAACAGAGGAGUUAGCAGCUUUGCUUCGUGAGCAACUGCCUUCUACCUGGCGCGGUGCCGGAAAAGUUAUGGCGUUUCAUGCGGGUAUGUCUUCAGAAGCAAAGGAGAAGGUUCGGACGGGCUUUGGACGAGGAAGAGUACGAGUGGUGGUGGCCACCGUGGCUUUCGGCAUGGGUAUUGACAAGAAGAAUGUACGCGCAGUUGUGCAUUUUCACAUGCCAUCUUCGGUAGAGGGGUACGUACAGCAGGUUGGACGAGCUGGUCGUGAUGGGAAGGCCGCGCGAGCACUUCUCUACCUGCUGCCUGAUGACGCUAUUUACUACCGUUCGUUGCUGUUCUCGACGGCGCUACACCGCGACCAACUUCAGAGGCUGCUUACGCUAGUUUUCCAAGAUCACGCAACCUCAGCAAUCACAUCGAGCAAAAAUCACGUGAUUGCAGUGAAAUACUCUGGCCCACGAGAUGGUGAUCUGACACUAGUGUCCUUAGAACGGGAUUGGUUGGAACGCCACCUCGACCUUAAGGCGGCUACGAUCGAAACAUUUUUGACGCUACUAGCACUUGGAACGCAGCGUGGUCAAGAAAUCAACAAGGACGACAACUCAAAUUUGCGCGUGGUGUUGCGGCCCUUGAGCAUGAGUCGGUGCACGUUGCAGCUGCUCGACACGCAGGCUAAUAAGUUAGCACCACGCUCAUGCGCAAAGCUUUUGCUUGAAGGUGUGCAGCGUAAGGAGCUUCCUAAUGCACGUGUGACACAUCGCAAGGACGGGUAUUUGAGUUCGUGGGCUGUGGACUUUCAUCUGCAUGAAGCAGCUCAGUGGUACGAACGUACAAAUAGGACUCGCGAAAUCGUCAAAAAAACUGCUGCUACAUUGGCAAGUUCAGGUGCUAAGCAGGAGGGAGAGACCAACGCUGCUGCUAUUGCUGCCGCAACAAACGAGCGUCGUAUGCUGCAAGAACUCCGGGCAGCGCAGCAGACCGGCCGCAUUCAGCGCUUAUCACUUUCUGAACCAGCGUUCCAGGUGCAAUUGAGCUGGCAAGUUGGCUUGAGCGAUGAGAUGAAAGGUGAGGUUGUGGAGCAAUGGACGAAGACUUUGUACGCAAAACAUGAGGAGCUUGAAUCUCGUCAGCUUGCACGCCUUGCUUAUUUAUAUGAAGCACUGCACGCAGCUGCAUUGCCAACGCCAUCUCCGACAGCUUCACGACAUCAAGUUGAAAAUAAGACUGAAGAUCUAGAGGAUAAAGCGCGUGUUCUUGAGACCAAACUUGUGCGCUAUUUUGACGACGAGGAUGAGAAAACUGAUGGUGACGAAGCUGAACAGUGUCAUGAGGACAAACAUCGUUUGCAGAAGAUGUUACGACCACUAACGUCAUCUCUGAUGGAAUCGAUUGAGCAUGAUACGCGUUCGCUUGUACAACUUCGUCUUGGUGGUAAUUAUGCAAUGAAAGGGAGAGAAGCUGUGGAUGACAAGGAUACAGAGGAAGGUAUGAAAUGGACGAGCUAUUCAGUGGCCAAGGUCUUUCAUGGUCUAACGAGUCCUCAACUUUCGAUUCAACAAUGGCGUGACCAUUUUUGUUGGCGUCGUUAUUCUGAUGUGGCUUUUGAAGAUAUUGUGCAAAUUGCGCAUAAAGUUUUGAUAAAGAACCAUGAGACUACAAAUGUAAUCGAUGCUUCAUGUGACAAGUACGCAACCGUCCUCAAUGGAUCAUAA
This is a messenger RNA of Peronospora belbahrii, 3549 nucleotides long. Lineage: Eukaryota; Oomycota; Peronosporomycetes; Peronosporales; Peronosporaceae. The record is from the annotation of a GenBank genome assembly.